UAUCACAGUGGUGAAGAGGAAAAAUAUAUAUCAUAUAUUAGUAACAGAGUAAAAAGCUAAAACGUUGAAGCUUUCAAAAUUAUUAUUAGGUUUAAUUGGAGCUGCAGAAUGUUUCGGAAUCUGACCAAGCUCCUACACAAAAUGCGCUGUCCAGGGCAAAUUACAUUCCGUCACGAACACAAGAUGCCGGAGCACUUGAAAAGUGUCGAGACAGACAAGGACCCGGAGUUCUCGGCCAUGGUGCUGUAUUACUACCAUAGGGCCGCCCAGACUAUGGAACCAGAGCUGGUCAAGGAAAUGGAAAAGUACCCACAUAUGAAGCCAGAGGAGCGGCAAGCACGCGUCUCUGCCAUUCUCAACCUUUUGGGAAGCGUUUCCACCUCGGUGGAAGUUAAUUUUCCCAUUGUCCGCAAAAAUGGCAACUACGAGAUCAUCAGUGGCUAUCGCUCGCACCAUGUACGCCACCGCCUGCCCCUGAAAGGCGGAAUCCGGUAUGCUCUGGACGUGAAUGGGAACGAGGUAAAGGCCCUCGCCGCCAUCAUGACUUUCAAGUGCGCGUGCGUAAGUCUCCCAUACGGAGGAUCUAAGGGCGGAGUCUGCAUCGAUCCAAAGGAGUAUACUGUGGAUGAGCUACAGACGAUUACGCGACGCUAUACAAUGGAGCUACUUAAGCGCAAUAUGAUCGGACCUGGGAUCGAUGUUCCCGCACCCGAUGUGAACACUGGUCCACGGGAGAUGGCUUGGAUUGUGGAUCAGUACCAGAAAACGUUUGGCUACAAGGACAUCAAUUCCUCCGCAAUCGUCACUGGAAAGCCAGUUCACAUCGGCGGCAUUAACGGUCGUCACUCGGCCACGGGAAGAGGUGUGUGGAAGACGGGUGACCUCUUCCUAAAGGAUAAGGAUUGGAUGGAUCUGAUUAAGUGGAAGACUGGCUGGAAGGACAAGAGGGUCAUCGUACAGGGCUUCGGCAAUGUGGGCUCCUUUGCCGCAAAGUUUGUGCACGAGGCGGGGGCCAAGGUUAUUGGAAUCAAAGAGUUCGACGUUUCUCUUUAUAAUAAGGACGGUAUCGAUAUCAAUGAUCUUUUCAGUUACAAAGAUGAAAAGAAAUCCAUUAAAGGAUACCCCAAGGCUGAGGAGUCAAAGGAGGAGCUUCUGACGGCCGACACCGAUAUCCUUAUGCCCUGCGCCACCCAGAAGGUGAUUACCAGCGAGAAUGCCAAUGACAUAAAGGCCAAACUUAUUCUGGAGGGUGCCAACGGACCCACCACACCCGCUGGCGAAAAGAUCCUGUUGAAGAAGGGCGUGCUCCUCGUACCCGAUCUCUAUUGCAACGCUGGCGGGGUAACUGUCUCGUACUUCGAGUACCUAAAGAACAUUAACCAUGUGUCAUACGGCAAGAUGAAUUCGAAAACCACCUCCGAAUUGAUCAUCGAGCUGAUAAACUCAAUCAACGAGUCCCUGCAGCAAUGCGGUGAUAGCUUCCCUGAGAUUAAGGCCAAUAAGAAGCUAAAGAGGAUUCGGGAGUGCACCACGGAGGCGGACAUCGUGGAUGCAGCUCUCCAGACUGUAAUGGAAUCUGCAGCUCUCGGAAUCAAGCAAAUGGCCAACAAGUUCGAGUUGUGUAAUGAUCUGCGACAAGCUACUUAUAUCUGGUCCGCCUUAAAAAUAUUUCAAGCCAUGGAAAGCUCUGGCAUUUCUCAACAGUGACCAAAUUUAUGUUUUAUAAUUUUUAUAGUUUUUAAAUUACUU
Molecule: messenger RNA, 1749 nt
Organism: Drosophila rhopaloa
Lineage: Eukaryota; Metazoa; Arthropoda; Insecta; Diptera; Drosophilidae
Gene: bb8
Product: glutamate dehydrogenase, mitochondrial
Exons: 4
Coding region: 109-1707 (532 amino acids)
Biological process (GO): L-glutamate catabolic process
Cellular component (GO): mitochondrion
Molecular function (GO): L-glutamate dehydrogenase (NAD+) activity
Source: RefSeq, a predicted model, not a curated record